CCUGGGUGUAGCAAUGGCUUCAGCAUCGCGGGAUUUCAUUUACAUUUCAUCUCUGACGAUCGCACCGCCGGAGGACACGUUACGGGGUUCGAGGCCUGGGACGUGAAGCUCUCUGCGGGAGUUUUGAAGGAGUACGGGGUUGAGUUGCCCCAAGAGGAGGACUUCCUUGAGGUCCCAAUUCGCAAUUAUGAGGAGGAUCAAAACCUUCGCUGAAGGACAUUGAGGGGGUUUAGCUAAAUGUCCUUUCGAAGUUGUGAAACACCAACUGACGUAAAUUGCACUUUAUAUCUUCUAAACAUGCGCGAUAUAUUAGUUAUUAUUCAUUGCCUUGGGAAGGGAUCAACUAAUACGACAUCAUUGCCCUUUGCCCUACUGAGAUAAACAACCGCACAUGAUCGUGUCGAACGUGACAGACUCGACCAACCAUAAUCUCUCACGCGGCCGGCAUGUCUUCUCCAAAAUGCUAUCCCAUACGACGAAUCACUCGCGAUGGAUCUCGGCAUUCUGCGCAGUGGGGCAACCCACCCCACGGUGACGUUGGGACCAUUAUUAAUCGUCUCCAAAGAAUUUCUCCAAAGAGAUUCUCCAAGCUUCUCUCCCCAAGAUUGAAGUUGAAAUUUCCCUUCAACUGCGAAAUUUUUGCAGCCAAUAAACCCCGCGAUGGCAUCCAUCAAGCAGUGGACGACUCCCUUGAAGGGAGUGGAUUCCCUAAAACUCACCGAAGCCCCCAAGCCCGCUCCAGGCAAGGGCGAAGUCCUCGUCGAGAUCCAUGCCGUGUCACUGAAUUACCGCGACGUAGAGGUAACUAAUGGCGAGUACACCCAUCACAAGUCCGUGGGACAAGAAGAGAGCAUUGUGCCAUGCUCCGACAUGUGCGGCGUCAUCACGCAGGUCGGCGACGACGUCCGCAGUUGGCAAGUCGGCGAUCGCGUUCUCUCUACAUUCCUCCCUGACCACCAGACCGGUCAAGUUACGGAAAAGGAACUGUCGCGGGGGAUGGGUCUGCCCCUCGAUGGGGUCUUGGCCGAGUACCGAGUAUUCCCGGAACAUGCGCUGGUCAAAGCGCCAAGCUACAUGAGCGAUGAGCAGGCCGCCACGCUUCCUAUUGCGGUCGUGACGGCAUGGAUGUCUGUCAAUGGCAUGCGACCUAUGGGACAGAACGGAGGACACGGAGAAUAUAUCCUGCUGCAGGGAACCGGCGGUGUCGCCAUUGCCGGGCUGCAAAUCGGAAAGGCUUCCGGUGCCAAGGUAAUUAUCACCUCCUCCUCCGACUCCAAGCUCUCCCAAGCCAAGGAACUCGGCGCCGACUACACAAUCAACUACCGCACCCAUCCCAACUGGGAAGAAGAAGUGAUGCGCCUCACCAACAACCACGGCGCCGACAUCAUCCUGGAGGUUGGUGGCGCCCAGACUCUGAAGAAGAGCUUUGACUCCAUCGCCUUUGGUGGGUUGAUUAACUGCAUCGGGUAUGUAUCCGGCAAGAUGGACGCGCCGGAUGACCGAACGAACGUGAACCUGCUAGCGCUGCGGAGGAAUGUCACGCUGAAGGGGAUCAUCAAUGGACCUAAGGAUCGAUUCGAGGAAGCGGUGAGGUUCUAUGAGAAACAUCAGAUUCAACCUGUCGUUAACAAGGUGUUUUCAUUUGAGGAGGCCAACGAGGCAUUUAAGUUUUUGGCUAGUGGGAGCCAUUUUGGGAAGGUUGUUGUUAGGGUUAAGUAGAUGAAUAUAUGUAGAGGCAUAGGGAUGAACAUGAAUUAAUAAAGUGAU
Molecule: messenger RNA, 1767 nt
Organism: Aspergillus caelatus
Lineage: Eukaryota; Fungi; Ascomycota; Eurotiomycetes; Eurotiales; Aspergillaceae
Product: zinc-dependent alcohol dehydrogenase family protein
Exons: 4
Coding region: 661-1719 (352 amino acids)
Molecular function (GO): oxidoreductase activity
Source: RefSeq, a predicted model, not a curated record